AUUUGCUAUGAUACAAACUCAACUGCUUUCUUACUCUAACGUAAUCCACCACUGAGCUGCGAAUUUUCCUUCACCAUGGCGAUCACCACCCUAUUUUCACAAUGUCUCAACAACAACAAUCUCAAUUGCCUUCAAACGAAGCCAGAAUUGAAUUAGCGAAAUCAGCUAUCAGGCAAGGCCAAAUAAAACGCGUUCUAACUGCUGCAAUGACCUAUAAAACUUCUGAAAGUAUCCUGCGUACUCGCCUUAAUGGAACGGAGCUGCGAUUCCGCGGAAAAGAACUGCUUGACUCCCUCUCUUGGAUUAUGUCGACCGUUUGCCUUGUCGGAGACGCACAAAGGGACAAUCGUCCCGUUAUGGUCGAGGUUUCAAAGAGGUGGAUCGGUGAAAAGCAGGCAAAAGCCUCAAUUGAAACGCAAAACUGGAAGAACAUAUCAGUCUUGGAUAAACUGGUUGUCUUUGGGGUCCACUCGACUGGCUCUAAGCUAUGAGACAACCUCCCCCUCCUAUCCUAGGCUGGAUACAACGCUCGUGAGACCUGUCUAGGCGGUCCGUUGGACUUAUGUCUUGUCAGAGGUUGGUCAACGUCCAGUGCUCUGGGAUUUACUGGGACUUGAAUUGUACUAUCA
Eremomyces bilateralis CBS 781.70 is the source of this 629-nucleotide messenger RNA. RefSeq lists its product as uncharacterized. Bases 102 to 491 code for a protein of 129 amino acids. The transcript has a single exon. NCBI's taxonomy places the organism in Eukaryota, Fungi, Ascomycota, Dothideomycetes, Eremomycetales, Eremomycetaceae. The record is from RefSeq and is a predicted model, not a curated record.